UGCAGCUUCAGAGGCUCGCCGACGCGGGGGUUGGGUCUGGAGGUCGGAGAGAUGGUUCAGAUUCUGGAGAAAUGUGAAGGUUGGUACCGAGGAUUCUCAGUGAGGAGACCCAACGUCAAGGGAAUUUUUCCUGCAGCUUACAUUCACCUGAAGAAGGCGACUGUGACCAACCGAGGGCCCAACGAGACGGCCGUCCCUCUGGAGGACCCCAUCGUGACGGAGGUGACCUCCACCCUUCAGGAAUGGGCUCUGCUGUGGAAGCAGCUGUAUGUGAAACACAAGGUGGAUCUGUUCUACAAGGUUCGCCACGUGAUGCUGGAGCUGAUGGACCUGCGGCGGCAGCUGCUGUCAGGUCACCUGACGCAGGACCAGAGCCGAGACGUGAAGAGGCACAUCACCGUCCGGCUGGACUGGGGCAACGAACAUCUGGGGCUGGACUUGGUGCCAAGGAAGGACUUUGAGAUGGUUGAUGAAGAUCAGAUAAGCGUGUCAGACCUUUACAAGAUGCACCUGUCCAGCAGACACAGCGUCCAGCAGAGCACCGCUCAGAGUGACAACAACAAGCAGCGCCACGGGGAACCGGGUCGCGUUCCGGUACCACACCACCUUCUGGUCAACCUGAAAAGCUUCUCGUACAACAGCAUCGGGGAGGACACGGAUGUAUUCUUCUGCCUGUAUGACCUGAGGGAGGGGAAGGCCAUCAGUGAGAAGUUCAUGGUGAGGCUGAACAAGAACGGAGGGCCGAAGAACCCGGAGAAGGUGGACAGACUGUGUGCGCUCUUCACGGAUCUAAGCAACAAAGACAUGAAGCGGGAUCUCUACAUCAUCUCUCAAGUGAUUCGAACAGGUCGCAUGUUGUUGAAUGACAGUAAGAAAGGCCCCGCCCACGUUCAGUACCGUCGACCGUACGGCUGCGCCGUCCUGGCCAUGAGUGAUGUGCUGCAAACCAUCUCAGAGCUCAAGGAGGAGAAAGACUUCGUCUUGAAAGUUUACACCUGCAACAAUGAGAAUGAAUGGUACCAGGUUCAUGACAACAUCAUCCGCAAGUCCAGCACCAAAUACACAGCACCCAGCAGCAGCUAUGGUCUGAUCAUCUCCCUGCAGCUGCUCAGAGGCGACAUGGAGCUGGUCCGCAGAGAGAACCCGCUCAUUUUCAGCAAAGGGGUGGCCAUCACUCGGAAACUGGGCUUCCCAGACGUCAUCAUGCCUGGUGACGUCCGUAACGACCUGUACCUGACUCUGGAGCGGGGGGAUUUUGAAAGGGGGGGGAAGAGCGUUCAGAAGAACAUCGAGGUCACCAUGUACGUCCUCUACGCUGAUGGAGAAAUACUGAAGGACUGCAUCAGUCUGGGCUCGGGGGAGCCCUGCUUCCCGGAGUACCGCUCCUUCGUGCUGUACCACAACAACAGCCCCCGCUGGAGCGAGGUGGUGAAGCUGCCCAUCCCCAUCGACCGUUUCCGAGGCUCCCACCUGCGCUUCGAGUUCCGACAUUGUUCCACCAAGGACAAAGGAGAGAAGAAGCUGUUCGGUUUCGCCUUCACCCCCCUGAUGAGGGAGGACGGGACCACUCUGUCCGACGACAGCCACGAACUCUACGUCUACAAGUGUGACGAGAACACCACCUUCAGUAACCACGCCCUCUACCUGGGCCUCCCCUGCUGUAAGGAGGACGUCAGCAGCUGCCCCAGCAUCCCGUCCAGCCUGGUCUUCCAGCGCAGCAGCAAGGAGACCUUCUGGAUCUCCACCCAGCUCUCCUCCACCAAGCUGACGCAGAACGUGGACCUGCUGGCGCUCCUGAAGUGGAAGGCUCAUCCUGAGCGCGUCAUGGACAUCCUGGGACGCCUUCGACACAUCAGCGGCGAGGAGAUCGUCAAGUUUCUCCAGGACAUCCUGGACACCCUGUUCUCCAUCCUGGAUGACAACACGGAGAAGUACGGGCCCCUGGUCUUCCAGUCUUUGGUGUUCAUCAUCAACCUGCUCAGGGACAGUAAAUAUUACCACUUCAGGCCCGUGAUGGACACCUACAUCCAGAAACACUUCGCCGGCGCCCUCGCCUACAGAGAGCUGAUCCGCUGCCUGAAGUGGUACAUGGACCGCUCUGCUGAGGUGGUGAGGCAGGACCACAUCCAGGAAGCCAUGAGGGCCCUGGAGUACCUGUUCAAGUUCAUCGUCCAGUCCCGCAUCCUCUACUCCCGGGCCACCUGUGGGAUGGAGGAGGAGCAGUUCCGAACCAGCAUCCAGGAGCUCUUCCAGUCCAUCCGCUUUGUCCUGAGUCUGGACAGCCGCAGCUCAGAGACCCUCCUCUUCACUCAGGCCGCCCUGCUGAACUCCUUCCCCGCCAUCUUUGACGAGCUGCUGCACAUGUUCACGGUGCAGGAGGUGGCAGAGUUCGUGCGGGGCACUUUGGGCAGCAUGCCGUCCACUGUGCACAUAGGACAGUCCAUGGAUGUGGUGAAGCUGCAGUCCAUCGCUCGGACCGUGGACAGCAGACUCUUCUCCUUCCCGGAGUCUCGAAGGAUCCUGCUUCCUGUGGUCCUGCAUCACAUCCAUCUGCAUCUGAGGCAGCAGAAAGAGCUGCUCAUCUGCUCAGGAAUCCUCGCCUCCAUCUUCUCUAUUAUCAAGAGCAGCUCCAUGGACACGUCGGUGCAGGAGGAGGUGGAGAUGAUGGUGGAGUCGCUGCUGGACGUCCUCCUGCAGACACUUCUGUCCAUUAUGAGCAAGAGCCAAUCGCAGGAGGCGGUAAGGGGUCAACGCUGUCCGCAGUGCACCGCGGAGAUCACUGGAGAAUAUGUGUCCUGCCUCCUAUCGCUUCUCCGUCAGAUGACCGACGCCCACUUUCAACACCUGAUUGAAAACUUUCACAGCAAAGAGGAGCUGAAGGAGUUCCUGCUGAAGAUCCUGUGUGUGUUCAGGAACCUGAUGAAGCUCAGCAUCUUCCCUCGAGACUGGAACGUCAUGAGGCUGCUCACCAGCCACAUCAUCCUGACCACGGCUCAGCAUCUUUCUCCUGCUCUGCACAAGAACUUCGCCCAGAGUGACUUUGACUUUAAGGUGUGGAACUCCUACUUCAGUCUGGCUGUUCUCUACAUCAACCAGCCCAGUUUACAACUGGAGAACCUGAGUCCUGCCAAGAAGAAGAAGGUUCUGGACAGAUAUGGAGACAUGAGAGUGAUCAUGACCUUCCAGCUGUUCAGCAUGUGGCAGAACCUGGGGGAGAACAAGAUCCAUUUCAUCCCCGCCAUGAUCGGCCCCUUCCUGGGCGUGACGCUGGUCCCACAGGUGGAGCUGAGGAACAUCAUGAUUCCGAUCUUCCACGACAUGAUGGAUUGGGAGCAGCGCAAGAACGGGAACUUCAAACAGGUGGAGGCCGAGCUGAUCGAUAAGCUGGACAGUUUGGUGUCGGAGGGCAAAGGUGACGAGAACUACCGGGAGCUGUUCGGUUUGCUAACCCAGCUGUUUGGGCCGUAUCCCAGUCUGCUGGAGAAGAUCGAGCAGGAGACGUGGAGGGAGACGGGGACCUCCUUUGUGACGUCCGUCACGCGGCUGAUGGAGCGCCUGCUGGACUACAGGGACUGCAUGAAGGGAGACGAAACGGAGAACAAAAAGAUUGGCUGCACCGUCAACCUGCUGAACUUCUACAAGUCUGAGAUCAACAAAGAGGAGAUGUACAUCCGCUACAUCCACAAACUGUGCGACAUGCACCUGCAGGCGGAGAACUUCACAGAGGCGGCGUUCACCCUGCUGCUGUACUGGGAGCUGCUGCACUGGGAAGAGCGCCCCCUCAAGGACUUCCUGCAUUACCCGGCUCAGAGCCAGUGGCACCGCAAGGAGAGCCUCUGCCGCAGAGUAAUCCACUACUUUAACAAGGGAAAGUGCUGGGAGUUCGGCAUUCCUUUGUGCCGGGAGCUGGCCUUCCAGUAUGAGUCCCAGUAUGACUAUCAGAGCCUCAGCUGGAUACGGAAAAUGGAAGCGGCUUAUUAUGACAACAUCAUGGAGCAGCAGCGUCUGGAGCCCGAGUUCUUCAGAGUUGGUUUUUACGGCAGGAAGUUCCCGUUCUUCCUCAGAAAUAAGGAGUUUGUCUGUCGAGGUCACGACUACGAAAGGUUAGAGGCUUUCCAGCAAAGGAUGCUGGGAGAAUUUCCACAAGCCAUCGCAAUGCAACACCCGAAUCAGCCCGACGAGGCCACGCUGCAGUGUGACGCGCAGUACCUCCAGAUCUACGCCGUCACUCCGGUUCCAGACAGUGUCGGCGUCCUUCAGAUGGAGCGGGUGCCGGACCGCAUCAAAAGCUUCUAUCGGGUCAACAACGUCCGACGGUUUCGGUAUGACCGGCCCUUCCACAAAGGACUGAAAGACAGAGAAAACGAGUUCAAGAGUCUCUGGAUCGAGAGGACCACUCUGAUCCUCAGCCAUCCUCUGCCGGGGAUCUCACGUUGGUUUGAGGUGGAGCAGAGAGAGCUGGUGGAGGUGAGCCCGUUGGAGAACGCCACGUCUGUGGUGGAAAACAAGAACCAGGAGCUCCGGACUCUGAUCAGCCAGUACCAACACAAGCAGCUGCACGGGAACAUCAACCUGCUGAGCAUGACGCUGAACGGCGUCAUCGAUGCCGCCGUCAACGGAGGCAUCGCCAGAUACCAGGAGGCUUUCUUUGAUAAAGAUUACAUCACCAGUCAUCCUGAAGACGCAGAGAAGAUCACGCAGCUCAAAGACCUGAUGCAGGAGCAGGUCCAUAUUUUAGGCUUGGGCCUGGCCGUGCACGAGAAGCUGGUGCACCCAGAAAUGCGUCCCCUGCACAAGAAGCUGAUAGAUCAGUUCCAGAUGAUGAGGAACAGCCUCUGCCAUUGCUUCUAUGCUGUCCUGCAGGGUCUGCCUGGCCUAGACAAGGCUGGAACCAACCCCCCCAGAGGAAUCCUGGCCUCCCACAGUCCAAUGAGUCCAGAGAGCUUCAAGCUGUUGCACCGCCACAGUCCCAUCGCUGUUUUGACUCCUGUUCGCCUUUCUUCCCCCUCUGUCUCCUCUAACACUUCCAGUGAGACUGGAAACCUGCUGAUCCUGGCGGAUGGUUUGGUGGUGGAGCACGCCGAGGACUUCUACCGCAUGCAGGCAAGCCUCUCCUCCUCGAGUCUAAGCUCCACCCACUCAGCACCUCCUCAGAUGAAUAACUCCAACCCUUCGUCUAUCAGGGUGGGCUCCCCCUCCCUGCCGGACAAAUACAGACACAACAGAGAAAUGUUGAUGCUGCUGCCGCCUCAUAGAGACAGGCCGAGCAGCGCCAUGUACUCCAACAUCCCCGACAACGGACAGACGCCAAACUUCCAGCGAGCUUUGCUCCACCAGGUGAUCGGUCCGUGCAAACCCUGCAGUGACCCCAACCUGUCUGUGGCAGAGAAGGUCCUCACUGCUCCCAGCAGCUGGAGUUUGGACAGUGGUACCAGAGAAGCCCUCCCCUUCUUCUCAUCCCAUGUGGGUGGAGUCAUAGCACCACCUGUUCCUCCUCGCAACAUUCCUCAUGGACAGCACCUGUCGAUGCACUUUGAUGCUUUCCACCACCUGGUCAGCGACCUCCCUCCAGCCCUCCCCGUGCGCUCCCUAAGAAAGUCCCCCCUCCCCCCUGUUCCUGCCUUGCCCACCAGUCCACAGUCCAUCCUGGAUGGCAGUAACUCCACCCUGUCGGGCAGCGCCAGCUCCGGGGUCUCCUCGCUCAGUGAGAGUAACUUUGGCGGCCCCCCCUCCUCCUCCGCCCCCACGGCCGGCCGCGCCGACACGCUGGACUCCGCCCCCGCCAGCCGGGUUUGGACCACCGACCAAGAGGACCUGGACUUCCCCUAUCAGCCGGUGAGGUACAGCCUUUCCGAGCCCGACGUCCUGGACGGAGUCAAGCCCCCGCCCUGCCGCAGCCGCUCCGCCCCCGGAGGCGUGGGCCCAGCUGGGGGGGUCUGUCAGACGCAGUCCCCGGCCCCGGGGCCGCCCCACCCACAACACCACCACUACAUCCCGCACCACCCUCCUCUUUACCACCUCCACGAGCCUCCCCCACUCCUGCCCUCCAAACCUUUCCUCAGGGAGGGCUGCAUCCCCGAAGAGGACCCCCUGAGCAGCCAGCCAGGCGCCCCCCCUCCCCCGGCGCCCCGGCCCCUGCCACGCAAAAUCUCUCAGCCCCUAAUCGCUGCUAAGGAGGAGCAGGCCAAGGUGGCGUGGGAGCACGGCGUCGGCAAGGACUGAGGGGGCGGGGCUCGCCGAGUCUGAAGAGCCAGACACAAUGUGAGGAGGAGAUCUUCCUCUGAGCUGGGGGGUCACACUGUCCACCGAACCCCUCAAACCUUCUCCUCUUGGCGCCGUAGAAGCGUCCACCGUGAAAGCCUCACGCCGUUCUGGCCGCCGUGUCAGUCGCCACGUGACUUUUCAGCUUCACAGGAGGGAUCUCCUCUUCUGUCACGAAGGGCAUCGAACCCCGACAGCUGGUUGUUCAGAGAGACGCUGCACCACAGCCGUGGAAUGAAAACUUCCGCUUUGUGAGCUGCUGGAUGAAAGCGUCUGUGGACGACCAACACUGGGGGCCGCUCUGAGGCGGCUGGGGGCCGCUCUAAGGCGGCUCCGCCCCCAUUUACAGAGCUUCAGGGAACGUUGUGGUUCAGACGAUGAAGACUUCUGAUGAAGACUUUUGCAGAGAGUCUGUACUCCAAAAGGACGUUUCUGACUGUUUAAACAGUAGCUUGUUGGGGGGGGGGGUCUCGGGUGACCACGUGCAGGUUUCUGUUUCCUGUUGUGGUUUUUCCUCGUCUGAUGAUCUUCAGUUUGAGCGUUUUCUGGUCAGACGUGGAUCCAGGCCGCCGUCUUCUUCGUCCUCAGUCGGCCUGACGUCGUGUCUGUUUGCUGCGUUUUCUGCGUCCAGUUUUCAUUGGUUUGAGCACCAAUCAGGUGACGUUUAGACAUUCAUCUCCAAAUAUGACUUUGUCUUUUUUAGCCUAUUUUUAGUGACAAAAAUCCCGUUUGAUUUGAUUUCAAGGCCUCCUAAGGCGCUCAGGCUCGGUUCUGUGUGUUUGCUCCUUCCUUCUGUCACGCUGACGUCUCGUCGGGUUCGGUGAAGACAUUUGGAUCCGGCGGUUCUGUCUGAAGGAUCCUGGAGUCUGCAGCAUUCUCACAUCCACCUCCCUGAAACUGGUUUCACUGGUUCUCCGGUGGAAUCGGCUCUCUCCUUACCUUCAGUAGAUUCAGUUGGAUGCAGCAGGUGUCGCUCCUGGUCACCGAUGGGGCUUCAAACCUGCAACCUCGGCUCCUUUGGAGGUUUUCCAGAGUUUGAGUAACUAUGCAACGACCUGAUGAGAUGUUUCCAUCAGAGUGUGAAGAGUUUAGGGUUUUACAGUCAGGAGCAGAAAUGUUGGAAGAGAAAAAUGGUUUUGUGUUUCAUUUGCUGACGGCAGGAAGAAGGUGGAGCCUGACGAUGGGAGGCGGCGUUCGUGCAGCGUGGCCGCCAUGUUUGUUCUUCCUGUCCAUAACCUCCAGACAGACAAGCAGCAAAAGCUGGUUUGGUUUCUGUUCAUUUCAGGGCAGCUGAAACAUUUUUAUUAUUACUGUUUGAUGACGAUGGCGUUCACGUCUUCACGGCGAUGUCGUGGGUUUGAACUCCCGUCCAUGUAAAUGCUCCUGUUUUCCUACUCACGUAACAAACCGCUGUGCUGUUUAUUCACCAUUCAUCAUAUUAAACACCACUGAAGAAGUCUGA
Molecule: messenger RNA, 7723 nt
Organism: Oryzias latipes (Japanese medaka)
Lineage: Eukaryota; Metazoa; Chordata; Actinopteri; Beloniformes; Adrianichthyidae
Source: RefSeq, a predicted model, not a curated record